UGCAGCUAUGGGAAGUACAGGGGCUGUUGCUAUGAGGCCGGUGGUUUCCUUCUCUCCAAACUGGGCCACAAUAUCUCGGCAUGAAACUAUAACUCUCACAUGUACCGUGGGUCCUACUGCUCCGCUGAGCCAGAGAUAUUCCUGGUACAGGGACAAUGAGACGAUAAAUGGAGAGGAACGGAGCUUUAUAAUUGGGAAAGCAGAAGAGAAGGACAGUGGGAAUUACCAGUGCCAGGCUGGUACCAGUGAGAGAAGUGACCCAGUCAGACUCAACGUUACAAAUGAUCGUGUGAUUCUGCAGGCGCCCCCAAGUGUUUAUGAAGGGGACCCCCUGACUCUGAGAUGUUACAAUCCUUAUACUAAAGCACAAAAUGUAACGUUCUAUAAAGAUAAUGUAACCAUAUCGUCCUCCCUUACUGACACUCUGACUUUGGUUGGAAGCAUGGCCAUGAAUGGUACCUACACAUGUAUAAAGUACCUGCAGCGCCACGCUAUUCGUUACUCUCCUUAUACAUCUGCUGAAAUAGUUAUAACCAUCCAAGAGCUGUUUCCCAGGCCAGAGAUCAGAGCGGCUAAUGAUUCGGUACAGGAGGGAGAUGUACUGACCCUAUCCUGCCAUACGGCCCUUAAUCCAGCCAGAGGCGCUACACAGCUACAGUUUGCUUUCUACAGAAAUGGGCACAAUGUGCAGGGAUUCAGUUCUUCCAGUAAUUACACCAUCCAAUCAGCUCGGCCUCAGGACUCUGGGAAUUAUACCUGUGAUACAGCAGCUCCAUCAGUCAGUGUGACGAAGGGGAGCCCAGGCUUAUCCAUCCACAUACACGGAGGAACCCUGAGAGACAGACGUUACACCAUAGAGAAUACCAUAAGGCUUGCCCUGGCUGUGUGUAUACUCCUCUCUGGCUCAUUGCUCUCUUACUGCCAUAUCAAGAGACAAGUCAACUAAACUUUAAUGGCUGUUAUCAUUCCACAUAUUUUCCUUUUUAACACCCAUGUUUGCAUUUUCAUGCACAAUAUAUUGGUUCUAUGCUGUUUUCCAUUACAUAAUGCACCCCAUGUUUACAAAAUGAUAUAUUUGGGAUAACUCUGGCUUGGUUGUCUAUUCCUUUUCUUUUGACACUUUCAGGCUUAUAAAGCAUAUGGUCAUUUUUCAGAGAUAAUCCAAAUAUUUGCAGUCAGAUCUGCAAGGAUUUGUGCCUAAUACAAAAUGGGCAUGCUUCUUUAGCUUGUCUUUCAACAGACACAAACUGUAGCUCCAUCCUAUACAUUUUUGGUAAACUGAGACAAAACACAGUUAGUAAUAAAGCAAACAUUGCUGAAUGCAAAAUCUGUCAGCUUCAGAAUCAGGUGCCAACAUCAUCAUCAUCAUCAUCAUACCCAAAACCUUACUACCCCAUAUGUCCAUCAAAGCAAUGUGUAACCAAAGCUGAAGAACCCUCUCUGUGUCUCUAAUGUUUAUUAUAAGAGACGGUAAGGGAAGUAAGAGGAGAUUUGUAAGGUAAAAUGAAAACCAGGGCAAGAUUAAUCACAAAGGCCAGCAGAAUGAAGGGACUGGAGGUGAUCAACAGUGUAAAAUACAGAUAAAAGAUCCAGAAGUAGCAGUGAGAAGUGUUUUUGGCUUGGUAUCCCUAUGCAUAUUGUUCAUCAAAAUCUUCAGAAGACACCAACAAAUCAUAUUCAUAGUGUUCUACCUAAUGAUAUGUUGGUGAUAUAUUCAGGAAUUUUCUCAAAACUACUACCCAUAGCAAACUUUAACCUUUAGGAAGUAUGGAGUAGAAAGAACUAUUUACCCAUUCAUGAUCCAUCUCAAUGAGUACUUUCUGAAAACAAAUGGUUUUCUGGGGUCAGCAUACUUUUUGUCGCUUUUCCCAUGUAUAAAAUGCAGUAAAGUUGUUGAUUUUGCCAUUGCUAAAAUGACAGCCAUCAAAAUGCAUAUGCACUACUCUACUACUACUCAUUUUGACGGUCUCUACAUUCCACAUUAUUAUUCUAUGCAUAUUAAAAAUGAAACUGUUCAGAAGACCCGGCUGUUGAUGUUAUUUUUUGAGCUAAACAGGACAUGUCAGGUCCUUGCAAGGUAGGUAGAUUCCAAGAGCACAGGUAACCCCUCUGCAUAAUGGACUCCAAUAUAUGUAUACUGGGAAUCUUACCCUUAUCUGUCUCACAAGGCCCAAACAUGGAGUAUUGCCAGUUUCCCUGUUUAGCUCAAGAAGUAACUACAACCAGAGACUUGAUGAUGAUGAUAAAGCGGUGUACUGCCCCUUUAAGAAUAAAAGUAAAAUAGCUAUUGAGGCUUAAAUGAGACCAUCCAAACCUCUGAAAAAUAAGAAUAAUAUUCAAGUUUGUGUACAAAAAUAUAUGGUUUUAUUAUAAAAGGGGAUUAUUUCUUUAACACAGAAUGAUUUUACAGCACAGUAUACAAAACAUUUCUGGAGAUCCUUAUGAUAAAUAAAAAGAUCAUCAAAGCUUU
Molecule: messenger RNA, 2470 nt
Organism: Xenopus tropicalis (tropical clawed frog)
Lineage: Eukaryota; Metazoa; Chordata; Amphibia; Anura; Pipidae
Product: high affinity immunoglobulin gamma Fc receptor I
Exons: 5
Coding region: 8-946 (312 amino acids)
Source: RefSeq, a predicted model, not a curated record